Hirundo rustica (Barn swallow) is the source of this 2537-nucleotide messenger RNA. It is a transcript of the gene SMAD7, whose product is annotated as SMAD family member 7. Gene Ontology annotation, biological process: anatomical structure morphogenesis; BMP signaling pathway; transforming growth factor beta receptor signaling pathway. Gene Ontology annotation, molecular function: transcription regulator inhibitor activity; I-SMAD binding. Gene Ontology annotation, cellular component: heteromeric SMAD protein complex. The transcript has 4 exons. The record is from RefSeq and is a predicted model, not a curated record. Lineage: Eukaryota; Metazoa; Chordata; Aves; Passeriformes; Hirundinidae. Bases 1 to 1179 code for a protein of 392 amino acids.
AUGUUCAGGACCAAACGCUCGGUGCUCGUCCGGCGGCUCUGGCGGAGCCGCGCGCCCGGCGGCGAGGAGGAGGAGGAGGCGGCGGCGGGCGAGCCCGGCGCGGCGGCGGCGGUGGCCGAGCCCCGGGCGCACUUGGGCGGGGGGCGCGGGUGCUGCCCGGGCAAGGCGGGCCGCGGCGGGCGGGCGGCGGCGGGCGCGGAGGCGGAACUGAAGGCGCUGACCCACGCCGUGCUGAAGCGGCUGAAGGAGCGGCAGCUGGAGGGGCUGCUGCACGCCGUGGAGUCCCGCGGCGGGGCGCGGACCCCCUGCCUGCUGCUGCCCGCCAAGGCCGACUCGCGGCUGGGACAGCACUGGUACCCGCUGCCCGUGCUGCUCUGCAAGGUGUUCCGCUGGCCCGACCUCCGCCACUGCUCCGAAGUGAAGCGGUUAUGUUGCUGUGAAUCCUACGGCAAGGCUCACUCCGAGCUCGUCUGCUGCAACCCGCACCACCUCAGCCGGCUCUGCGAGCUAGAGUCUCCCCCUCCACCCUACUCCAGAUAUCCAAUGGAUUUUCUCAAACCAACUGCAGAUUGUCCAGACUCUGUGCCUUCCUCCACUGAAACAGGGGGAACUAAUUGUCUAGCCCCUGGGGGGCUCUCAGAUUCUCAAGUUCUUCAGGAGCCAGGGGAUAGGUCACACUGGUGUGUGGUGGCAUACUGGGAAGAGAAGACACGCGUGGGUCGGCUGUACUCUGUCCAAGAGCCCUCCCUGGAUAUCUUCUAUGAUCUACCUCAGGGGAAUGGUUUCUGCCUCGGACAGCUCAACUCAGACAACAAAAGCCAACUGGUGCAGAAGGUGCGCAGCAAGAUCGGCUACGGCAUCCAGCUCACCAAGGAAGUGGACGGCGUGUGGGUGUACAACCGCAGCAGUUACCCCAUCUUCAUCAAGUCGGCCACACUGGACAACCCCGACUCCAGGACGUUGCUGGUCCACAAAGUGUUCCCAGGGUUUUCCAUCAAGGCUUUCGACUACGAGAAGGCGUACACCUUGCAGAGACCCAACGACCACGAGUUCACGCAGCAGCCAUGGACCGGAUUUACCGUGCAGAUCAGCUUUGUGAAAGGCUGGGGCCAGUGCUACACGAGACAGUUCAUCAGCAGCUGCCCCUGCUGGUUGGAGGUUAUUUUCAACAACCGAUGACUCGAGACAUAGUGAACUCAUGACAUCUAUACUCCUUUGCUGCUAUUACUUCCUUCUGAGUGCUUGCUUUUCAUGCAGACUCUUAUUUUUCGUUUGUUUGUGUUUUUUUUGUUUUGUUUUGUUUCGUUUUGUUCGCCCUUCUUCGUUUUGAGAAAUAGCUUAUGAGAGGUUGUUUUUUUUUUUUGUUCGUUUGUUUGUUGGGUUUUUUUUUUGUUGUUGUUGUCGUUGUUUUUGCCUUUGGGGUAUUUUGAUAAAUAUAUCUAUUUUUUAAAAGUGUGAAUGACCAAUAACUCUCAGAAGGGCGAGAGAAGGGUGCAGUGGGGAUAGAUCACAUGAGAUAAUUACUUCACGCCUCUCAAAAGGAUUAUCCAAUGGGGAUCGACGGAUUUGAAAGCCACUAGCUCUAUGUUACAGCUCCUUCUUUUGGACAACACAAGGAGAUGACUGUAUUUUUGUACGCACCACCUUGCCAGCGACGGUGACACCGAGAACCCUUCCCCAGCAGUGCUGACCCCGCGUUGCCGCCGAAGGAUGGUGCAAAAACCUUCCCAGACAGGUCUUUUGCCGACCUUUUGUGUUUCUCUUGUUGCUGGGUUCAUGUCUUGUCACUGUGUCCAUUGUUCCACUGCUUUUUCUAUGUUUUUUAUGAUCGUGGAUUGAUGUAAGGGGAGAAAACAACAGCGGAGGGACUUCGGGCAUGGCCCGUGCUUGAUCGUUUUGAGCUGAGGUGCAAAGUGACAGAAUUGUAAACCUUUAAAAAAGAAAAAAAGAAAGAAAGAAAAAAAAAAGGUUAAAACAAAACUAAAGAAAAACGAGUGGGGAAAACAAGAGAAAAAGUGUUCACAACAGUCGGUGUGUCGUAACCUGCUUUAGAUCAGGUUAUCCAGGUACCAUCUUAUCUGGAAAUGCAGUUGUGCUUUCAUUUCUUCUUGAAUUCAUACACGAGUAUGAUACUUUUACACUGUUCUUAGCUCAAUGAGCAUGUUUAGACCUUAACAUAAGCUAUUUUUCUAAAUAUAAAGGUUUAAUUGAACAAGAGAGCAUUCUUCUUGGAACUUUAGCAUUGUAGUGCUUUGGAAAAACACCCACACAAAAGAAAGGACUCCUUAAAAAACCCUGAGAUUUAUUAAAGAAAAAAAUGUAUUUUAUGUUAUAUAUAAAUAUAUUAUUACUUGUAAAUAUAAAGACGUUUUAUAAGCAUCAUUAUUUAUGUAUUGUGCAAUGUGUAUAAACGAGAAAAAAGUAAGAAAGAUGCACUUUGCUUUAAUAUAAAUGCAGAUAACAAAUGCCAAAUUUAAAAAAAGAAAAAAAAAAAGAGAGAGAACACAAGAUUGGUGUUUUGUUUUGUUUUUUUUUUU